Messenger RNA from Leptinotarsa decemlineata (Colorado potato beetle), 893 nucleotides. Its product is annotated as macoilin-1. Gene Ontology annotation, biological process: neuronal signal transduction. Lineage: Eukaryota; Metazoa; Arthropoda; Insecta; Coleoptera; Chrysomelidae. Gene Ontology annotation, cellular component: rough endoplasmic reticulum membrane. The record is from RefSeq and is a predicted model, not a curated record.
GAGUGGCGCCCUCGCGAUAUGUGGGAUUGAAACCAACUGAGUUGACAACAAAUAUAUUUGCCGCAGAAGUGAUUUUUUGUGACCAAAAAUCCAUGAGAGAAAUACGUAUUUUCGUAAAUCCUAGUGUGGAGUGAGUAAAAUAUAAUAAUUUCAGUGGAUUGGGUUGCAAAGGAAAUUAUGAAGAGACGAAAUGCUGAGAUUGCUAAAAUGAGAAGGCCUAUGAAAAAGAACAAAAUUACAGAAGGAUUUUAUGGAAAUGCAUUCGUCUACCUGAAAUUCGUGUGCAUUUGGCUCGCAGUGAUCGUGGCGGACUUCCUAUUGGAAUUUCGUUUCGAAUUCCUCUGGCCGUUUUACCUCCUCCUCCGAUCCGUAUAUGACUCUUUCAAAUAUCAGGGGCUGGCCUUUUCGAUAUUUUUCGUGUGCAUUGCAGUAAUGACCGACAUGCUAUGCUUCUUCUUCAUACCAGUGCACUGGUUAUUCUUUGCGGCGAGCACCUACGUGUGGGUGCAGUACGUAUGGCACACAGAUAAGGGCCUUUGCGCCCCCACGAUGAUCCUCUGGGUAAUGUUCGUCUAUCUGGAGGCUGCGAUUCGGUUGCGCGACAUCAAACACAUGCCUGGCCACUUGGACCUGUGCAGGCCUUUCGCGGCGCACUGCAUAGGCUAUCCGGUGGUGACGCUCGGCUUCGGCUUCAAGUCAUACGUCGGGUUCAGGAUGAGGCAGCGGAAGCAGCAAUUCGUCGCAAAGGAUAACCUUUUUUACAUGCAGCUGAUGCAGCAGGCGUUGCCCGUGGACGAGUCCUCCACUGCGGAGCAGGUGGAUGCUACUACGUCGACAGCUGUGGUGCCAGCGCAGCCCAUACUGAAUAAUAAUAAUAAACUACCAAGUAGCAG